AUGAGAGUAGCGGCGUCAACGCUGCUGCUAGGCGCCGCCUCGGUUGCCGUCGCCCAGCAUGAGCAGCACGUCCUGGGCGGUGUCAAGGACACCGUCAAGCCCAUCUUUGACUCCUCCGAGUCCAUCCUCGACAAGAUCGAGCAGACCUUGGGCAAGAUCCCCACCGAGGCCAAGGGUCUCUGGGACGAGAUGCAGCUCCUGGUGCCCGGCUUUAUGGAGAAGGCCCAGAACCUCAUCUCGCGCCCCAAGGCCCACACGCGCAAGCCCGACAGCCACUGGGACCACAUCGUCAAGGGCGCUGACGUCCAGAGCAUCUGGACCGAGACCAACGGCGAGAAGCACCGCAAGGUCGACGGCUCGCUCGAGGCCUACAACCUGCGCGCCAAGAAGGUCGACCCUUCGGCCCUCGGCGUCGACAAGGUCAAGCAGUACAGUGGAUACCUCGACGACGAGGCCAACGACAAGCACUUGUUCUACUGGUUCUUCGAGUCCCGUAACGACCCCAAGAACGACCCCGUCGUCCUAUGGCUGAACGGCGGGCCCGGCUGCUCCUCCAUGAUGGGUCUCUUCAUGGAGCUUGGCCCCUCCAGCGUCGACUCCAAGUUGAAGCUGGUGUACAACGAUUACUCGUGGAACAGCAACGCCUCGGUCAUCUUCAUUGACCAGCCCGUCAACACCGGUUACUCGUACAGCGGCAGCUCUGUCUCCAACACUGUGGCCGCCAGCAAGGAUAUCUACGCCCUCCUCACCCUGUUCUUCCACAACUUCCCAGAGUAUGCUGAGCAACCCUUCCACAUCUCGGGUGAGUCGUAUGCUGGUCACUACAUCCCGGUCUUUGCCUCCGAGAUCCUCUCGCACAAGAACCGCAACAUCAACCUGCAGAGUAUUGCGAUUGGUAACGGCUUGACCGACCCCAAGACCCAGUACGCUCAGUACCGCCCCAUGGCCUGCGGCGAUGACGGCAGCAACUACGGACCCAUCCUCGACGAGAGCCAGUGCCAGUCCAUGGAUAACUCGCUCCCUCGCUGCCAGUCCCUGAUCCAAGGCUGCUACGACUCCCAGAGCGCCUGGACCUGUGUCCCUAGCGCCAUCUACUGUAACAACGCCAUGAUUGGACCUUUCCAGCAGUCGGGCUACAACGUCUACGACAUCCGUGAGAAGUGCAAGGACCAGGCCAACCUGUGCUACACCCAGACCGCGUGGAUCGCCGAGUACCUCAACAAGCCCGAGGUUAUCGCUGCUGUUGGCGCCGAGGUCUACGACUACGAGAGCUGCAACACUGAUGUGAACCGAGCCUUCCUCUUCAACGGUGACUGGUCCAAGCCCUUCCACCUCCUCGUUCCCGACAUCCUCAAGAAGAUCCCUGUCCUCAUCUACGCUGGUGAUGCCGACUACAUCUGCAACUGGCUCGGCAACCAGGCCUGGGCUGAGGAGCUGGUGUGGCCCGGCAAGGAGAAGUACAACGACGCCAAGAUGACCUCUCUCGAGGUCGGCGACAAGAAGUACGGUGAGGUCAAGUCCAGCGGAAACUUCACCUUCAUGCGCAUCUACCAGGCCGGACACAUGGUGCCUUUCAACCAGCCCGAGGGCUCCCUGGACUUCUUCAACCGAUGGAUCGGUGGUGAAUGGUACGCUUAA
Messenger RNA from Neoarthrinium moseri, 1638 nucleotides. RefSeq lists its product as uncharacterized. The record is from RefSeq and is a predicted model, not a curated record. The transcript has 2 exons. Gene Ontology annotation, cellular component: fungal-type vacuole. The coding region runs from base 1 to 1638 and encodes 545 amino acids. Gene Ontology annotation, biological process: proteolysis. Gene Ontology annotation, molecular function: serine-type carboxypeptidase activity. Lineage: Eukaryota; Fungi; Ascomycota; Sordariomycetes; Amphisphaeriales; Apiosporaceae.